Molecule: messenger RNA, 1128 nt
Organism: Anopheles marshallii
Lineage: Eukaryota; Metazoa; Arthropoda; Insecta; Diptera; Culicidae
Gene: Sms
Product: spermine synthase
Exons: 5
Coding region: 1-1128 (375 amino acids)
Biological process (GO): spermine biosynthetic process
Molecular function (GO): spermine synthase activity
Source: RefSeq, a predicted model, not a curated record
AUGUCGGUGAAUUCGAUUUUGCUAGAUUUUUCACUCGACCCCGCCCGUAUCAUUGACGAGGUGUCACGCAAGGACAUUGUACAAGUGUGCAAAGAAGGCCUUGAAAAGUAUUUGGCCGAUCUGAAGAUAUCCUACGACAUGCUGACGGCCGAUGGGUACCUCUGCAUUCUCACCGAAGCCGGCACUGGAACCAUCGUGACGAUUCGUAUCUUCGAGCAAGGCCUGAUAACGAUCAACGUCGAAUAUUACCGGAAGGAUGGCGAUGAGGCGAAGAUCUCCUUUGAAAACAUGAAAACGCUAGAAAACGGUUUGCGCAUCAGGCUAGAGGCAAUACGCUCCAAGCACCUUCCACCAAUAAAACGGGGCAGUAGCGUUGACGUUUACCUAACAAGCUCAGACGAACGUGUCAUCGAGUACGACAUCGACCGGGUGUUGUUUGACAAGCGUUCCGAAUUCCAAAAGAUUCAAAUCGUACACUCUCGAAGCCUCGGCAACAUGUUAGUGUUGGAUGAAUUGCAAAACAUUGCCGAAGCUGAUCUCAUCUAUACCGAAACGUUGAUGUGCCGCGGUGCCGAGAAUUAUGCUGGCAAGGAGAUAUGCAUUCUGGGCGGUGGUGAUGGAGCUUUGCUUUACGAGUUGCUAAAGGAAGGUCCUAAAUUCGUCGUGAUGCUCGAGAUCGACGAAAUAGUCAUGCAGGCGUGCAAUAAAUACAUGAACUCCAUCUGUGGCGAUGUGCUGGAGAAGCGCACGGACGCUAAUUUUGAGAUAAUCGUCGGAGAUUGUAUGGUCUACCUGAAGAAGUAUAUUAAGGAGGAGCGCAAGUUUGAUUACGUGUUUGGCGAUCUGACAGACAUACCGAUCUCCGACACACCGACGGGAGAGAUAUGGGAUUUUAUACGCUUGAUCUUGGAAUCAUCUUUCCAGGUGCUUAAACCGGACGGAAAGUUUAUGACACACGGUAACGGUGUUAGCUGUCCGGAAUCGCUCCGAAUGUACGAGGAUCAACUCGCAAAGCUAACGCCAAAGGUUAAGUACACUAAGAGUUCAGCAUUCGUGCCAUCAUUUAUGGAGGAAUGGGUGUUCUACCAGGUGCAACGUGAGCUCGCUAGUGCCACCGAAAGCGUUUGA